Molecule: messenger RNA, 2878 nt
Organism: Doryrhamphus excisus (bluestripe pipefish)
Lineage: Eukaryota; Metazoa; Chordata; Actinopteri; Syngnathiformes; Syngnathidae
Product: phosphatidylinositol 3-kinase regulatory subunit alpha-like
Biological process (GO): insulin receptor signaling pathway; phosphatidylinositol phosphate biosynthetic process
Cellular component (GO): phosphatidylinositol 3-kinase complex
Molecular function (GO): protein binding; 1-phosphatidylinositol-3-kinase regulator activity
Source: RefSeq, a predicted model, not a curated record
UCUACAAAAGCCAGUCGGGAGGCUGCACUUUUGAGCCAUUUUUCCAAUCAAAACAAACCAAAGCUUUGGCUAUUCUCAUUUGAAACGCUUCCAGUCGAGUUGUCCAUCCGCCGCUUCGCCAUGAAGUCCACUUUUUGUCCCGCUCGGCGCCUGGCGGCAAACUAAAAGGUUGCCGCCCCAGAUGUCGCCGCCUCAGCUGAGACUUCUGUUCAUGAACGGAGGCGGAGCUCGGCGGCCGCCGCUGGGACUGGAGGGAUGACAGGACACUAGCGGACAUGGAGACGGAGGAGGCGCCAUAUUUACUCCGCCAACGUUCUCCCACUUAAACCUCCUCAGGCACAGAGCACAUCUAUAUUUUUAUAUUUGCAUCCAGGGCUGUUUUUCCUCGCCGUCAUGGCGUCGGAGGGCUUUCAGUACCGCGCGCUGUACGACUACAAGAAGGAGCGGGAGGAGGACAUCGACCUGCACGUGGGUGACAUGCUGGUGGUGAGCAAGGGGGCGCUGCUGGUGCUGGGCUGCGGCAGCGGCGCCGAGGAGCGGCCUUCCGAGAUCGGCUGGCUGCCCGGCUUCAACGAGACCACGCAGGAAAAAGGUGACUUCCCGGGAACCUAUGUGGAGUUCGUCGGCAGGAAGAGGAUGUCUCCGCCCACGCCAAAGCCCCGCCCACCCCGGCCGGCAUCCGCCGCGUCGGUGCGGGCGGACUCCGAGUCAGAGACCGUCACGUUGCCGGACCUCCCGGAGCAGUUUGGGCCGCCUGACUCGGCCCCGCCCCUCCUCAGCAGACUGAUGGAGGCCGUCGAGACCAAAGGUGCGGACUGUCCCGGUGUGUACCGCGGCGUCAGCGCAGGAAGUCUGGACUCACGGCAGCUGGCUGACGCAGGUCUGGAGAUCGUAUGCCCGCCCCAUUACCCGCCCCCCGCCCUCGUCUGCUUUAACGUCGGCGUAUUUGUAUUUGCAGACCUGGAGCACCUGGAGGUGUCGGCGCUGUGCGACGGGGUGGUCCGCUUUCUGCAGGACCUCCCCGGACCCGUCCUCCCGCCCUCGCUGCAGGCCGACAUGAUGCACGCCGCGCAAGAGGUCCGCGACCCAGAGGAGUGCGCCCGGGUGCUUCUGGGCGUGGCCAACUCUCCAGUCUGCCCCGCCCAGUACGGCCUCACCCUGCUCAGCGUGGUCCGACACCUCGCCAGACUUUGUGUGCACGCCACCCGGAACCAGCUGAACGUCUCCAACCUCGCAGAGACCUUCAGCCCUCUUCUGUUCCGACACACGGCGACCGGGUCCGAGUCUGGCCCGGAUCCUCUCGUCCAGGCCCUGGAGGUUCUGAUCAGCAGCGAGCUCAACAUGAACCAGGCCGCUCCAGCUCUGCCUCCCAAACCCAGCAAGUCUUCCACGCCAGCCGCCUCCUGCAGCUUCAACAACAGCAUGGCGCUGCAGGACGCCGAGUGGUACUGGGGCGACAUCUCCAGGGAGGAAGUGAACGAGAAGCUGCGAGACACCGCAGACGGCACCUUCCUGGUGCGGGACGCCUCCACCAAGAUGCACGGAGAUUACACGCUGACGCUGAGGAAGGGAGGCAACAACAAACUGAUCAAGAUCUUCCACCGGGAGGGCAAGUACGGUUUCUCGGACCCGCUGACCUUCAGCUCGGUGGUGGAGCUCAUCAACCACUACCGCCACGAGUCCCUGGCACAGUACAACCCCAAGCUGGACGUCAAGCUCCUCUACCCGGUCUCCAAACACCAGCAGGACCAGGUGGUGAAGGAGGACAGCAUUGAAGCCGUGGGGAAGAAGCUCCACGAGUACCACCUGCAGUACCAGGAGAAGAACCGCGAGUACGACCGGCUCUACGAGGAGUACACCAGAACCUCUCAGGAGAUCCAGAUGAAGCGGACCGCCAUCGAGGCCUUCAACGAGACCAUCAAGAUCUUUGAGGAGCAGUGUCAGACUCAGGAGCGCUUCAGCAAGGAGUACAUCGAGAAGUUCCGCCGAGAAGGCAACGACAAGGAAAUCCAGAGGAUCGUGGAGAACUACGACAAGCUGAGGUCCCGCAUCAGCGAGAUCGUGGACAGCAAGCGCCACCUCGAGGUGGACCUGAAGAAACAGGCUGCAGACUACAGAGAGAUCGACAAGAAGAUGAACAGCAUCAAACCAGACCUCAUCCAGCUGCGCAAGACCAGAGACCAGUACCUCAUGUGGCUGACGCAGAAGGGCGUCCGUCAGAGGAAGCUGAACGAGUGGCUCGGCCUGAAGAACGAGACCACAGAAGACGAGUACAGCAUGGUGGAGGACGAGGAGGACCUUCCCCACCACGACGAGCGGCUGUGGCGGCUGGGGAACAUCAACCGCCUUCAGGCGGAGUCGCUGCUUCGUGGCAAGAAGGACGGAACCUUCCUGGUCCGGGACAGCAGCAAGCCCGGCUGCUACGCCUGCUCCGUGGUGGUGGAGGGCGAGGUGAAGCACUGCGUCAUCAACAAGACCAGCACGGGCUUUGGCUUCGCCGAGCCGUACAACCUGUACGGGUCUCUGAAGGAGCUGGUCCUGCACUACCAGCACACCUCCUUGGUCCAACACAACGACUCCCUGAACGUCACGCUGGCCUUCCCCGUCUACGGCCAGCAGAGACGCUGACCCCGCCCCCUUCUCCUCCUCUUCUCCUCCCUCCCUCACCGCCAGUCCACAGGUACUGACAGCGGGCACAUUCCAAAGACUCCGCCCCCUUCAGGUGACUCAGGUGCUGUGAUGUCAUUGAUGGCCAACAUUUCAUCGACACGCUCGGUAUUCACGCCACGCCUCCAUGCUCUUAUUUUGAAAUGUGGCUUGCGUUCCCCCCGAACCUUCUUGUCUUCACGAUCGUUAAUAAAACACUUUCUUCCUUUUA